This is a messenger RNA of Chroicocephalus ridibundus (black-headed gull), 5594 nucleotides long. It is a transcript of the gene OVCH2, whose product is annotated as ovochymase 2. Gene Ontology annotation, molecular function: serine-type endopeptidase activity. The transcript has 23 exons. Gene Ontology annotation, biological process: proteolysis; acrosome reaction. The record is from RefSeq and is a predicted model, not a curated record. Lineage: Eukaryota; Metazoa; Chordata; Aves; Charadriiformes; Laridae. The coding region runs from base 219 to 2753 and encodes 844 amino acids.
GUCUCCCGAGCGCCAGCGACUAUCCGGCGGGGGAAGCAGGUAAGGUCAUUAGUGCCUCUGGCUGCGCACAGGGUAAAGGUAACAGCUUCAGGAGAAAGAGAAACAGAGUACAAGAAAGCCGGCGCUUCUCUUUCGCCAUCCCAGGCAAGGAGCAGGUUGUACGGGACGUGCCCUUCUGUGCUUUCUCUUUCUGACCUCUCUGCUGCACACACCCCAAGAUGCGCGUUGCCCUCGGUAAGCUGCAGUUGCUCCUGACGGGGAUAGUUUGUAUCCCAGAGUUUCGUGCUGUGCCAUCUGCCCUUCUGAAAGAUCCGAAGUGUGGGCAGCAAGUUCAAGAGACAAAACUGUGGAGUUACCUUAACCUUUUCGCUCGGAUUGUUGGGGGAAACCAGGUGAAACAAGGCUCGCAUCCCUGGCAGGUUUCCUUGAAACGAAGGCAAAAGCAUUUCUGCGGAGGCACCAUUGUUUCUGCUCAGUGGGUGGUCACGGCAGCUCACUGCCUCUUGGACAGGGAUUUACUCCAGUACUUGAGUGUCACUGCAGGAGAGCACGAUUUGAGGAUCAGGGAGAACGGCGAGCAGACCCUUCCUGUUAAGUAUGUCAUUAAGCAUCCCAACUUUGACCCCAGAAGGCCGAUGGACUAUGACAUUGCCCUUGUGAAGCUGGAUGGAGCCUUCAACUUCAGUUCAUCAGUUUUGCCAGCAUGUCUUCCUGAUCCAGGUGAAAAGUUUGAAGCGGGAUAUAUCUGCACUGCUUGUGGAUGGGGCCGUUUAAAUGAGAAUGGAGUACUCCCUCAGGUCUUACAUGAAGUAAAUCUACCAAUCCUAAACAGUAAGGAAUGUUCAAGAGCGUUAUCAACUUUAAAGAAACCCAUCCGAGGUGACACUAUAAUGUGUGCUGGAUUUCCUGAUGGAGGAAAAGAUGCCUGCCAGGGAGACUCAGGAGGCCCUCUAUUGUGCCGCAGCAGGCACGGUGCCUGGACUCUCGCUGGCGUGAUCUCCUGGGGCAUGGGAUGUGCUCGUGGCUGGAGAAGUAACGAGAAGAAAAAACAUCACAACAGAGGAUCCCCAGGAAUAUUCACCGACCUCAGUGCAGUGCUUUCCUGGGUUCAAGAGAACAUGGGUGCCGAUCUGAAAAUGAAAAGCUCCACAGCAUUUUGUAGCAUUCAGGAUGGCAAACUCCCUGACAGUGAAGGAGAAUUACAUUUUCCUGGGAGUCCCAAACAGUUCUACCAAAACCGCCAGUUAUGUGUAUGGACUCUGUUUGUACCAGAAGGGAAUUAUAUAUUGCUUCGUUUUUCCCGCUUUGAUAUAGAGCCAGAAACGUUUUGUGACUAUGAUUCUUUAUCAGUCUAUUCAACAGACAACAGACUUCUUGGGAAGUUCUGUGGAGAAGAUAUUCCAUUACCUAUUUUGAUUGGCUCCAAUAGCAUAAGGCUGAAAUUUGUUUCUGACAACAAGGAUUAUGGAACUGGUUUUUCCAUGACCUACAAAGCUCUUACACCAGAUAUUCUUCCUGAUUCUGGCUGUGAGUCCUUAGCUGUCCUUUUUGAAGAAGGAGUGUUACAAAGUAUGCACUAUCCAGAGCACUACAGCAACAUGGCAGACUGUCAAUGGAUUAUUUGUGCUCCAGAGGACCAUGUAAUCAAGCUUACUUACCAGUCUUUUGAAGUAGAAGAGAGUGAAGAUUGUUCUUAUGAUGCCGUGACUGUGUAUGAAGAUGUGAGAAAAGAGGAGGAAAUUGCUAAAUCUUGCGGAUUUGCCCUACCAGCACCUGUUCUAAGCUCUUCUGCUCUGAUGCUGAUUGUCUUUCACUCUGAUGAAACAGAGACCUUUGGAGGAUUCAGAGCUACGAUCUCUUUUGUUCAUGUAACAGAUUUAGACACUUUGCAUUCAACUAGUGAAGAAGAAUUUGAAGAUACGGAUAUAACUGAAGAAGAAAUACAGGUUACACCAGAUGAUGUUUGCGGAAUGCCUUCAAAUCAGCCCCGGUUCAUCUUCAGCAGGAUAAUUGGAGGUGAAGAAGCUGUACCGUACUCAUGGCCCUGGCAGGUCAGCAUACAAAUUUCAGAUGAGCAUAUCUGUGGAGGAGCAGUUCUUGCCAAAGAAUGGGUGGUCACAGCUGCUCAUUGCUUUAAUUCUAGGGAACCAUACAGAGACUUAUGGAUGGUGGUAACAGGGCUUCAUGAUCUUACAGAGCAAGAGUACAGACAGAAAAGCUCAGUAAAGCAGUAUAUUAUACAUCCAAGUUUUAACAAGACCACUAUGGACUCGGAUAUCGCCUUACUGCAACUGGCCGAGCCCUUAGAAUUUAACCAUUACGUGAGCCCAGUGUGCCUCCCUGCCGAGGAGGAGACGGUCCAGCCCUCAAGCAUAUGCGUUGUCACAGGAUGGGGAGCGCGUGAAGAAGACAGAGAAAAGGGGAAAAAACUGCAUCAGCUGGAAGUCCCCAUCCUGGUGCUUGACACGUGUCAGAGCUAUUACAUAAAUCUUCCCAGUAAAGUCACCCAGCAGAUGAUCUGUGCUGGAUUCCCUCUGGAAGAAGGCAGGGACUCAUGCACAGGUGAUUCUGGUGGCCCAUUGGUUUGUCCUUCAGAAGAUAACUCAGGAUUUUACACCCUUCAUGGAAUCACUAGCUGGGGCAUGGGAUGUGGAAGGAAGAGCUACCCAGGAGUAUACACAAAUGUUGGUGUUUUUGUUGACUGGAUCAAGCAGAGUAUUAAUAGUAGUGAUCUCCCCGUUUUCAUGGUGUGACCAUCAAAAGAGCUGGACCACAUUGUAGAACACAAAAGUAAAACUGUCAUUGAAAGCAAAAUUUGGUGAGAGCGUGUUAGCUCGCGAUUGGUGAACAGAUUCCAAAGUAGCUGAUACUUACCCUGGUGAAUUUACAGCUGAUUUACCUGAAUUGAGACUUCAGCUUUACAUGUGUGUGCUUGGAACAGACACAAGUUACUUGCAGGCUUCUGACACUCUGUUAAUCUAUUUUAGAAGGAAAGAAAGGGAAAAUAAUCCACCAUAAACCAAGCAUAUCCUUGAAGGUAGUACUGGAGAGCAUAAAAAUCCUGCAGAAAUGAGAUGAAAUAAGUGCCUGUGUAAAACAACUGAAGGGGCAGCCAGUUAUCCUUCCAUUAAGGUCAAUGAGAGUGUUACUUCUGGCAAUGAGAAGACCCAGGUAGUGGUAGUAGUAGUGUGUCACUGAGGAGCAGAACAACAUUGUGUAGUCAUUAGUGAUAUGAAUCAAUCCAAUAGCUGGGAAAAGGAUAUUUUUAAUACAGUUCCUGUUUUAACAAAUUGUGUGUUGUUUAAACAGAAGGGUUUGAAAAGACAAGUGUUACAGGCCGAAGUCCUUUGGCACCAUGCAAGAACUGACAGCUAUCCUAAUUAAUCUAUACAUAUAACUAAAGAGGUAUUGUGUAAUCCACACACUGCAAACUGAGCACAUUUACUUGUAAAUAGCAGUUUGGUUUAUGCCAAAAUGGCUGCUAACACGAGAAAUGUUGAUGACAGGCUCCCAUCAGCUUGGCAGACUGUUCUGUGCCCAGCCUUGGUGUUUAGAAGCUAGCUCACUAUGAUAGUACAAUACGUAACACCAGUAUAAUCCUUCUUCGACUCAAUGGUCCAGAAAGUAACUAGGAAAGAAGUAAGAUAUCUCAUUUCGUUUCUGUUGAUAUUAAUGGCAAAAAUCUAGAGAGAUGUGUUUCCCAUACAUGCAUUUGGUGCCAGUAACCCUACUCUUUUGAUUACAUUAAUUUAGAGCUUCUAAUUAUUUUAAAGAUAUAAUCUUAUUCUGUACCCAGGGAAAAAAACAAUCUCUCUACCUUUAUUCCCAAAUGAAUAUGUUAAACGGUUUUUUACCAGUUUCUCCUCUUCACUGUAAAGUUUUAGGCAAAAGCCCACAAAAUAAUGUGGAGCAUGAACUUUCUGUGAAACUAUGAAAGUACUUUAUGGUGGAAGGACUAUGGACAAAUUCAGGUUAAGUCUAAGGUACAGCUGUAUUACAUUAUUGAUAGAUCAUGCUUGUUCUAUCUUUGACAAGCUCUUUGAAGAGUCUUUGGAGAGCACUGGAGGGAAAAUAUCCUUUGUAAUUUUUCACUAUGGAAGUCUGUUAAUGUUCAGUUAUGGUAGAACCUGCUAUUAGCUAACCAUAUCCGUUUAACUAGGCUGGGAGCAGUUGUGUCUAAUCCCUCGGUUUUUAUUCUGUAUUGCUUAAUAGGAACAAGAUGACUUAAAAUACCUGUAAAGAUUUUAUCUGCUUAUUAAUCUAAUAGAAGGAUAUCACGUUAGGUGUGUUCAGAAAAAUAAAAAAGUGGGGGGAGAACUACAGGUGGUAUCAGCUGUGCUAGCCCUAUUGAAUGCAGUGGUUAUAUGCUGAUAAAAUUUAUAUCGCUUAAAAAAAUUCCUUUCAUAUAGUAGGAGUGCCAUCUUCAAUUAUUUGUACUUUAUUUGAUUUUUGCUUGACUGCAUGAUGUCAACCUUUUGUGUUUCUCCUAGUAUGGUUUUACAAAUAGUCUAGUUUUGCUUUUGUUUGUUGUAUCUUUUUAGUCUUUUGUAAGCUGACAAUAUCUUUUAGCAAGAGAACUGUUUUGUGAUGCAAAUGAAAUCUGAUUUUUUUAAAAAAAUAAAAACUUACUUUCAAUGGAGUUCAUGUAAUGGAAUUAGUUUUUACAAAAUUUAUUAUGAAGUCUGCUUUAAUUCUUAACAGUUGUCACGAGGCUUUCCCAAACCCUACAGUCAAAAGGUAGGAUACUAGUAGCCUACCUGAUUACCGAGGUAGGCUCAGGUUUCCUGCGUGCUUAAAAUCUGGAUAUAAACCUUCUUCUGUUGGCAGGUAAGUAAAAAUAUCUUCUUUGUAACAUCAUAUGGAAAGAAAUGAAGGCUCAUUGCAUUGUUCAGUGGCACUAUGCUAAAUAUUUAGAAUAAGUGCCUAUGUCCAAAAAUAUCUUAUUCUGACCUUUGGUUAACAGGAGCAUCUUUGACCGUAAGUCUUCCUGCUCAGCUCUGAAAUGGUAGUCCUGCUCUGUAUGUGGGCAUGGGCAUGCAUGCUGGAAGUCCAACCACAUUGCCAGUGGUGCACCUACAUUGUCUUUGCGGGAGUGGUUAUUAGAGCACUUUUGUAACUUUUGUUGGAAAAGGGAGACCUUCAUCAGAAAAUAGAAAGUAUACGGCCAUUGUUAAAAUCAUGUCUGGCAAUAGUAUAGAAGAGGAAGCAACUGUGGUCUGAAAUCUGGGUUCUGGCUAUAUAGCCCAACAAAGGAUAUUAAAAACAUUGUUGAUCUCUGACUCUGUGGCAUUAGGUCUGUAAAUUCUUGCUUCAUAAUUCUUUUACUUUUCCAUUUCCUCUUUUUCCAGUUUAGUUUUUCCAGCAUAGUGGCUUACUACAUCGUCCUGCUCUCGGUUGCUUGUGCUCCUGUGACCUCCUGUAUGAAGCCAGAGGAGCAAUAGCACUGCAGCAUCAUAUCCUUCCUUGGACGUACACUGCGUGGAGGACAGACUGGACAAACUGGGACUGGACCAGAGCUCCUGCAGCAUUCUGUUCCUGAACACAAAGGCAAUGAGAAUUGAGGGAGGAGAGCGCACGGGAGGAAAAAGGACUGU